AUGUACCUCGAUAAGGAAUUGGCCGAUGUAAAAUUUGUGUGCACCAACGAUGAUGAAUCGCAACUGGUGCCGGCGCAUAAAAACAUACUCUCAAGUCAAAGUCCAGUGUUCCGUGCAAUGUUCUAUGGAAAAUUGAAAGAGAAAGACAAGGUGGAAAUUCCCGAUGCAACAGUCGCUGGAUUCAAGGAAUUUUUGCAAUUUUUCUACUUGGGCGAAGUGACAUUGACAAUGGAAAACAUCGAAGAAGUGGCUCGCUUGGCGGAUAAGUACGAUAUGUCCGGACGUUUGAACAACUACGCUGGCUAUCAAUUGGCAAUCAUCAUCAAACACGAGCAAUUGAAGGCAUACUGCGAAAAACAUAUCUGCACAUUCACCGAGGAUUUGUUCAAAUCGGCCACCUUUCAACAUUGCGACCAGAAGACAUUGAAGCAAAUCUUGGAAUUGGAAACGCUGAUGUGCGACGAGAUUGAUAUUUUUGAGGCAUGUAUGGAAUGGGCGAAGUUUUCGUGCGAGCAAAAUGGAAUCGACGACACGAAGCCAGAGAAUUUAAAAACGCAAUUGGGCGAUUGCUUCAACUUGAUUCGUUUCGGUGUGAUGACACGUAAAGAUUUCGCCACGCGCACAGUCGCAUACGAAGAACUGUUCACUCGCGACGAAUUGGCGCACAUUUUGUACAAAACCACCAGCAAGUUCACGCCAAACAAAUUCAACCAAAAUCCACGGUCAAACUCAUUGUUGCAAUGGGACAACACACAAAUGCUUGUUUGCUCACAAGAGAUUUUAACCUCAAAUCCCCCGUACUACAUUCAAAGUCCGGAGCCGGUAUGGUUUUCAACAAGUAUUCCCGCUAUGUUGGGUGAAAUUUAUUGCUUUCCCGUACGCACUGGCAACGGCUACAGUAUCAACAUGAAAUUCAACGCAACUGUGGUGGAAAUCGAUGCUCAAUCAUUCGAAGUGAGCGCACCAACGAAAAUACUCUUCAAGGAAGCGGUUACAUUCAACGGCGACAAGGAAAUUAGGAUACCAUUAUCGCAACCGCUUGCAAUCAAUCCGAAGAAGAUGUACGAAAUUCGCUUGGACACUGCAACCAACACAAGUGGCUACUAUUGCCAUGGCCUACAAUGGAUGUCUGAAGUCGAAUUGGAUAAAAAGAUCAACGUGAAGUUCCAUCGCAAUCCAUCGAACAGCGAACGACGUGGACUGGUUUCGCGAUUGUGCUUCAACCAUUUUUGA
This is a messenger RNA of Sitodiplosis mosellana (orange wheat blossom midge), 1233 nucleotides long. RefSeq names its product BTB/POZ domain-containing protein 6-A-like. Gene Ontology annotation, molecular function: protein binding. The transcript has 2 exons. NCBI's taxonomy places the organism in Eukaryota, Metazoa, Arthropoda, Insecta, Diptera, Cecidomyiidae. Bases 1 to 1233 code for a protein of 410 amino acids. The record is from RefSeq and is a predicted model, not a curated record.